AUAAAUAUAUAUUACGUAUUGUGCGUAUGAGUUAAAAAUCAGACGAACUUUAAGUUAUUAAACUUACUGCGUUUUAUUAUUCAUAAUACCAUUGUAAUAAUAAUAAUAACAUUUAUUAUUAUUAUUAUUUAUCAUAACGGAUAAUUAGAGUAUGAUCAAGUCUUUAUGGAUAAAUAAUUUUGAAUUUAUUGUUGAUAAUAAAAAUACAGUAAACAUUUGUGCUGAAAAUAUUUUUAAUUUGAGUGAUUGUUUGAACGAUAAUAUAAAUAAGGAUAAUAAUAAAAAUAUAAAAUGCCACCGAAACAAAGGAAAAUAGCAAUUAUGGGAUACAGAUCUGUUGGUAAAUCGUCAUUGAGUAUACAGUUUGUUGAAGGACAGUUUGUUGAUUCUUAUGAUCCAACAAUUGAAAAUACUUUUACUAAAAAUACUCGGGUAAAUAGUCAAGAUUAUGAAGUUAAAUUAGUUGAUACAGCUGGUCAAGAUGAAUAUAGUAUAUUUCCCACCCAAUAUUCCAUGGAUAUACACGGAUAUGUUCUAGUUUAUAGUAUAACGAGUGCUAAAAGUUUCGAAGUUGUACAAAUAAUUUAUGAUAAAUUAUUGGAUAUCACUGGAAAAAAUCAUGUCCCAAUCGUUUUAGUCGGCAACAAAACAGAUUUAUACGUAGACAGAAUGGUAACAACCGAACAGGGAAAAAAAUUAGCCGAUUCAUGGCAAGCAGUUUUUUUGGAAACAAGCGCCAAACAAAACGAAUCUGUCGCUGAUAUAUUUCAUACACUUCUAAUGGAAAUCGAAAAAGCCGACGGCAACGUUCAAGAAAAAUCAAAUUGUUUAAUAUCAUAACUUUUAAUUAAACAAAUAAAUAAAUUUAUUAUUCAAUAAUUUCAA
Microplitis demolitor is the source of this 885-nucleotide messenger RNA. RefSeq names its product GTP-binding protein Rheb homolog (gene Rheb). Gene Ontology annotation, biological process: small GTPase-mediated signal transduction. The record is from RefSeq and is a predicted model, not a curated record. Gene Ontology annotation, cellular component: plasma membrane. The coding region runs from base 292 to 840 and encodes 182 amino acids. Gene Ontology annotation, molecular function: GDP binding; GTPase activity; GTP binding. The transcript is spliced from 4 exons. Lineage: Eukaryota; Metazoa; Arthropoda; Insecta; Hymenoptera; Braconidae.